AAAGAAUCGCUUUAACACAUCGACAGAAUCAGUGGAGCAGAACUGCAGUCUGUAGACCAGCCAAAGUGGACCUCCUCCUGUCGGAAGAGAAGAGAAGAGUAGAGAUUGAUAAAGCAGGAAGUAGUGGCAGUGUGGCUCCGUUUCAGCUCUGCAGGAAGAGAGGAGAAUGGGUGGAGGAUCGUCUACGUUGAGGCGAAUUUCUUGCGCUUCCUUCUGCAACGUCAACGACGACCAGCUUCUCUUCAAAACUAUAUCAAGUUCUACUACCAAAAACAAAGAUGAUAAAGUGAAAGUGGAGGUAGCAGAGCCAAAAGAAGUUGCAGCGAAGAAUUUUUGUGCGAUAUGUUUGGAGUUUCUCGCCGGAGCCGGAGGAGGUGACGGCGAGGGUAGCGGCCAGGCGAUCUUUACCGGGCAGUGUGGUCAUGCUUUCCACUUCCCCUGUAUCGCUUCCAAUGUCCGCCACGGCAGCGUCACCUGCCCCAUCUGCCGUGCCCACUGGUCGCAGCUCCCUCGCGAGUCCUGCGCUGCCACCGCCGACCCCGUCCUUCGCAUCCUCGACCACUCCAUCGCCUCCUCGCGCGUGAAUCGCCUCUCUUUUCUCCGUUCCACCCGAUAUGACGACGAUGACCCCGUCGACCUCCGCGCCGCCGACCGCACUCGCCUCCACUUCGGGCUUGUCGUCUCGCCGUGCUUUUCUUCUCUUUCUCCUCCUCUAAUGCCGCUGCCGGCAUUGCAGCACCACUGCUGCCGUAGGGAGGCACGGCGUAGCGCGUCGCCGCUGCUCGCGGGGAGCAGGAGGACCGCCGCCUAUCUCUCCGUGAAGCUUGCGCCUCAGCCGCCGAUCGACCUCGUCCUGGUGGCGAGCCCCAACGGCCCGCACUUGAGGCUGCUCAGGCAGGCCAUGGCGCUGGUGGUGUUCUGGACGCGGCCGGCGGAUCGCCUGGCGAUCGUCACCCACUCGACCGCCGCCACGCGCGCCCUACCGCUGCGCCGCAUGACGGCGCAGGGGAAGGGGGCGGCGCUGGCGGCGAUCGACCGCCUCUUCUACCUGGGCGAGGCCGAGCCCGCCGAGGGCCUGCUCAAGGCGGCGAAGAUACUGGAGGAAAGGCGGCACCGCAACCCGCUGUCCUGCAUUCUCCACCUCUCCGACCACCCAACGCGGAGCUACGUAUGCAGGGACCUGUCGCAGGCGCCCAUCCCGGUGUACAGAUUCCACGUCGGGUUCGGCUUCGGGUUCCGAUCCGGGUUCGUGAUGCACGAGCUGGAGGAGCUGCUGGGUCGAUUGGUCGGAGGCGCGGUGAUGGAUGCGCAGGUGAGGGUCGGCGAGGGGGUGGUGCGGUUGGGCGACAUGAGAGGCGGAGAGGAGAGGAGGAUCCCCCUGGAUUGGGUGGCGGACUGCGGGUUCACCACCGUCGGGUACAGCUACGUGGAAGCAUUGGGGGUUGAUCAGGCGGUUAGAACAGGGGAGGUGGUUGUGGUGGCGGCGGCGGCGGCGGAGAUAGGGGAGAAGACUAGAAGAAGAGAAGAUAACGACGGUGAACGGGCCGUGAUCGGAGGAGGAGGAGGAAGAGGAAGUGGCUGCGGCGAGGGUUGGGAUUACUUCGACCCUCUCAUGGCCCGGCGAUGGGCCAAGCACUUGCAUGGGCACAAGCUCUGAAUCGAUCGACAUUGUUCUUCAUUUUGAUCUUUAAUUGAGUCUAAAUUGGCACUUUAACUUGUUAUUGAUCUGUGUAUCUAUCUGUCUUUGGCCACAAAUGAAUCCAACAGACUAGUCGAGCUUGAA
Messenger RNA from Zingiber officinale, 1783 nucleotides. RefSeq names its product E3 ubiquitin-protein ligase WAV3-like. The record is from RefSeq and is a predicted model, not a curated record. Lineage: Eukaryota; Viridiplantae; Streptophyta; Magnoliopsida; Zingiberales; Zingiberaceae. The transcript has 3 exons. Bases 167 to 1657 code for a protein of 496 amino acids. Gene Ontology annotation, molecular function: metal ion binding.